AAUAAUCUCUAUAUUUCUGUUAAUUUUAUUUUCAGACAUGGCAUAAAACCUGCUUCAAAUGUACAGAAUGUGGAAUGACAUUGAAUAUGAAAACAUAUAAAGGAUUUAAUAAAUUACCAUAUUGUGAAGCACACAUUCCAAAGGCCAAAGCAACAGCUAUUGCAGAUACGCCCGAAUUAAAAAGAAUAGCGGAAAAUACAAAAAUCCAAUCGAAUGUAAAGUAUCAUGAAGAUUUUGAAAAGGCUAAAGGCAAAUUUACCCAGGUCGCCGAUGAUCCUGAAACGUUGCGUAUUAAACAAAAUACAAAAAUCAUAUCAAAUGUGGCCUAUCAUGGUGAUUUGGAGAAAAAAGCUGCCAUGGAAAAACAACGCGGUGCCGCUGAAGCCUCUGACAAUUUAAAAGAUGAAUCGGAAUAUUUCUCAGAACAAUUGGCAGCUGAACAAUUCGCUCAAUACGCCCAAAUACAAACAUCCCAUUCACCAUUGCCACCACAACAAAUGUCCCCACGUUUGCCAAUGCAACAGCAGCAGCAACAAUACCACUAUACAACACAACAACAGGCAAUGCCACCACCACCCAUACACCAUCAACAACAUAAUACUGCUCAUAUUGUGCCUAGCAAUCAGGCAGGUACCACACAAGUCUACCAACAACACAAUAACACUAGUAGACAACAACAGCAAACAUCACAAACACUUGCACAACAACAACAACAAAUUCACCAUCAACAUCAAUAUGCUACACCACUACAGCAACAACAGCAGCAACAAUUUAUACAACAUGAACAGCAACAACAAUAUCAACACUAUCAACAACCACAAACAUUGCGUCAAUUAACCCCACAACAACAGCAACAACAACAAAUGCAACUUCAACAGCAACAAGGCAUAAAACAAUCUUCUCAUUUAUAUCCAUCUUCUACUUCGACAGCAACCAAUGUGCAACAGCAACAUCAACAACAGCAGCAACAGCAACAUCAGUUGCAACAACAGCAAUAUCAACAACCUAGUAAUACAUAUAAUCAAUUGCGCUCAGCUAUAUUACAAAGUUCCCAUCAUCCAACUGGUGGCCUACAGGCCGAUUCCUCCCAAUCUUCAACACCAACCUCUUCCUCCACUCCCUCUUCAUAUGCUUACGAUCAGUACGACAAUAAAAACUAUUCCAGACCACAAGCACCACCAACAUCACAACAACAACCACCAACACACUCUCAAUUGUAUCAGCAACACCAACAACAACAGCAACAACAACAUCACAUUAACAAUAACAUCAACAACACUGCUACACUACAAAACAAUAACGGUGCUCCAAUUGCCACCCACCAUCAACAACAAACCUCUUCCGCUUCCUCUUACACUUCCCCCGGAUCCAACAAUCCCGGCAAUAAUGCUUCUGCUACUCAACAAUUAUUUUCCAACACUAAUUACAAUAAUUAUUCAUCAGCAACUAAUUUGCCAACACCAUCCUCAUCAUCUGGCCAAAAUUCAUUUGCUUCGUCCGCCAGUGCUGCUGGUGGUGGUGGUGGGGGUUCACUAAAUAACGGUGGUGUCCAGCAGACAUCGCAUCACCAUCAUCAUCAUGCCAAUAGCAAUGGUGUUGUCAUGAACGGUAGCAUUGGUAAAAUAGCUGACUAUGAUCCACUAUCCGAUGGUCCACGUAAUUUACCGAAUCCAAAUAGACAAAGUACUACCCUGAUCUAUAGUUCCGAUAGUCGUGGUAAUGUUAAUAAUUCUUAUCCAAAACGCAUUGGUUCGGUUGCCGAUAUUGAUCCUGUUAAUGGUAUUUAUGGUUCUUUGUCAGCUGAACAACAAUUACAACAGCAGCAACAACAACAUCAUUUACAACAACAGCAACAAUAUUAUCAACAGCAACAACAACAACAGAUACAUCACAGUGUACAGCCAAAACAAUCGAAACAAAGUUUGCGAGUUUAUCGUGCUCUAUACGAUUACGAAGCUCAGGAUGUUGAUGAAGUUAGUUUCCGUGAAGGUGAUAUUAUAUUCGAAGUGGAAUCAAUUGAUUCGGGCUGGAUGACUGGUCGUGUAGAACGUACUGGUAAAACUGGUAUGUUGCCUGCUAAUUAUGUAGAGAAUGCGGUUAUAUAAUAGGGAAUGAAUACAACUGUUGCCAGUAAGAAUAAGGCCAAUAGUAAUAAUAAUGUUAACAACAACAACAAAAAUAUCACGAACACCACCAAUGUCGGUAGUAAUGGCAUCAAAAAUAAUAAAAUGAUUAAAAAUGGCCAUGGCAACAGCCAACCUAACAACCACAACAACACCAACGGCACGAACGGUAGCAGCAAUAAUACUUUACUUAUAAACAACAAUGGACCCCCAGCACCGCUUAUCAAUCGACGUAGUAAUUUAAUGACUACGUCACGUAGUAAUUUACGUCAAGGUAGUAGCAUUAAUAAUUUGUCAUCUAAACAAAGUUGCUGUUGUUGUACAAAUCAUAUUGCUGUUAUUAUAAUAUUAUGCGUCUAUUUAGCUCUUGUAUUUAUAAUAUUCACAAAUGUCUUUUUCGAUGAUAAUAGAAAUAGCAAUAACAACGAAAAUAAUAAUAAUAACAAUAAAAAUACUAUUAAACAUAAAUCGCAAAUACAUGGAGGAGGUGUUGAUGCGCACUCCAAGGAAGAUGAACGAACACAACAACAAAAUUUCUAUUAUUAUUUACUAAAUCAUGUAUUUUAACCCUAGAAAUAUCUAUAAAAAUUGGGAAAUAUUUUUUUUACUCUUA
Molecule: messenger RNA, 2736 nt
Organism: Lucilia cuprina (Australian sheep blowfly)
Lineage: Eukaryota; Metazoa; Arthropoda; Insecta; Diptera; Calliphoridae
Product: LIM and SH3 domain protein Lasp
Exons: 6
Coding region: 75-2105 (676 amino acids)
Cellular component (GO): focal adhesion
Molecular function (GO): actin filament binding
Source: RefSeq, a predicted model, not a curated record